Phycodurus eques (leafy seadragon) is the source of this 2622-nucleotide messenger RNA. RefSeq names its product uridine-cytidine kinase-like 1. The record is from RefSeq and is a predicted model, not a curated record. Lineage: Eukaryota; Metazoa; Chordata; Actinopteri; Syngnathiformes; Syngnathidae. Gene Ontology annotation, cellular component: cytoplasm. The transcript has 16 exons. Gene Ontology annotation, molecular function: ATP binding; kinase activity. Bases 595 to 2208 code for a protein of 537 amino acids.
UCGAUAGAUUCGCAAUGUCUGCAGUUAGCAGGGAAGAAAGGCUCGUGGGGAUGGAGCAGGGUGACAAACCUUCAAACAGCCUUUCGGUCCUCCCCGGCCCCCGUCGCAGUCCUCUCGCUACUUAUUUCAGCCCAGCUGCGCCAUGCACGCGCACUGUCAGGCGCAGAUGCCGCGCGCGCGCAUUUGAUGUAAGCGCGCCAGCAAAGCCCGCCGCUAUUAAUACCGCCUAAUGAAGUUAUUCGUAAGGAUGGGCCGUCCUCUUGCCUUUGCUGUUUGUGGGUUGGAGGAGGCGGAGCGUCGAGGGGACGGCGGCGCUGUAGUUUGACACCGAGCGCUCUGCAGUGCCUCCCUCCUGCGUGCGGGCUGCGCCACCGAACGGAAGGAAACAGAAAGCAUGUUGUAAAGUUUCAUUUCUCAUCCAAGCUGAUCCACCAUCUUCCCCCCUUUUCACACACCGUGGCUCCCUUCUGAUGUGUUGCACCACAAAUGCCGCAGAGUGGUAUAUGUACAUAAAAAAGCGAGUGUCCACGGCUGCAGUUUAAUCCAAUUAUAGUGGUGGAGUAUCUUGGGUGGAAGUCUCCCUCCUCUCUACAUAUGAGCUCUUUACCGAAUUACUCAGGAGCCAGGAUAUCUGGCUGCUGGACACUGACAUCUGAUGGCCGUGGAGGCGGCGACGGCUCACUGGACCGCCUCCUCCCCUCGGUCAGCACAGGCCUUUCGCCUCGGAAAAGGACCACCAGUCAGUGCAAGUCUGAGCCGCCUCUCCUCCGCACCUCUAAGCGCACCAUCUAUACCGCGGGGCGGCCCCCCUGGUACAACGAACAUGGCACACAGUCCAAAGAGGCCUUUGUCAUUGGUCUGUGUGGUGGCAGUGCUUCAGGAAAGACGACCGUCACUCGAAAAAUCAUCGAAGCCCUCGACGUUCCUUGGGUAGUCCUCCUUUCCAUGGACUCCUUUUACAAGGUCCUCUCCUCAGAACAGCAGACACGGGCUGCCAGUAACGACUAUAACUUUGACCACCCUGAUGCCUUUGACUUUGAUUUGCUGACGUACACACUGCGAAAGCUCAAGCAGGGCAAGAGUGUGAAAAUCCCCGUGUAUGACUUCACAACUCAUGGAAGACAGAAGGACUGGAAAACAGUGUAUGGAGCCAGUGUUAUCAUCUUUGAGGGGAUCAUGGCCUUUACCGAUAAAGAGCUCUUGCAGUUGCUGGACAUGAAGAUCUUUGUGGAUACAGACUCGGACAUCCGGCUUGUGCGGCGGUUGAGGAGGGACAUAACUGAGCGAGGCCGGGACAUCGAGGGCGUCAUCAAACAGUACAAUAAGUUUGUCAAGCCAGCCUUUGAACAGUACAUCGAACCCACCAUGCGCCUGGCAGAUAUUGUGGUGCCCCGUGGUGGCGGGAACAUGGUUGCCAUUGAUUUGAUAGUGCAGCACGUCCACAGUCAGCUGGAGGAGAGGAAACUUCGCUGGGAUAUGGCAGCCCUGGCCUCCGCACACCAAGCCCAACCCCUCCCCCAGACUCUCAGCGUUCUAGAGAGUACACCCCAGGUCAAAGGCAUGCACACCAUCAUCAGGAACAAAGAAACCAGCCGGGAUGAGUUCAUCUUUUACUCCAAGAGGUUGAUGCGUCUGUUGAUUGAACGAGCUCUCUCCUUCUUGCCAUCACAGCUCCACAUAGUCCAGACACCCCAGGGAGAGGACUAUGAAGGGAGGGCUUUUCACGGGAAGAGGAUCACUGGCGUGUCCAUCUUGAGGGCAGGGGAGACCAUGGAGCCAGCUCUAAGGGCAGUUUGCAAAGAUGUCCGCAUCGGCAAAAUCCUCAUUCAGACCAACCAGGACACAGGAGAACCAGAGGUCCAGCUUCAUUACCUGCGUCUCCCUAAAGACAUAAGUGAAGAUCACGUCAUUCUAAUGGACUGCACCGUGUCCACCGGCGCUGCAGCCAUGAUGGCCGUUCGAGUGCUACUGGACCAUGAUGUACAAGAGGACAAGAUCUUCCUGGUUUCUCUGCUAAUGGCUGAAAUGGGAGUGCACUCGGUGGCCUACGCCUUCCCACAGGUCAAGAUCAUCACCACAGCAGUGGACAAGAAGGUCAACGAUCUGUUCCACAUCAUACCUGGCAUCGGAAACUUUGGAGAUAGAUACUUUGGAACCGAUGCACCCCCUGACUGGAGCGACGACGAAAUGGAUGAGCCCAGUUACUGAUUCAUCCUGAAUCACUUGUCAUGUACUAGCUCACCUCACAAAGGACAACGUGAUGCCUCUGUGGGGCCCGGAGCAAAACAGUGAUACUGUGCAGUCACCCCGUUGAAGCGUUUAAAUUAUUAUGUUCUUCAUGAAGUUGUUAUAUGAAGGUAAAGAUAUUUUUGUACAUAUGUUCAUGGGUUCUGAUGUUUUGCUUUGUCUCUGUGGGAACAUUUGCAAUGAGAAAUGUCGCAUUAAAUGCCUCAUACUGUGGACGACACACUGAAUAUGAAUUUGUGCAUGACAUUGGGGGGGGGGGGGGAGUAUUGCUUUCAUCAGCCACGAGGAGUUAAAUCAGUACACAAACUCAACUUUCAAUUGCACUUUCAGAACGACCAUUCAAUCGGAAAAUGUGUAGGUGUAUUUUUUUCUUUU